Messenger RNA from Asterias rubens (European starfish), 5030 nucleotides. RefSeq names its product pumilio homolog 2-like. The record is from RefSeq and is a predicted model, not a curated record. Gene Ontology annotation, molecular function: mRNA 3'-UTR binding. Bases 249 to 3992 code for a protein of 1247 amino acids. The transcript is spliced from 22 exons. Gene Ontology annotation, cellular component: cytosol; cytoplasm. NCBI's taxonomy places the organism in Eukaryota, Metazoa, Echinodermata, Asteroidea, Forcipulatida, Asteriidae. Gene Ontology annotation, biological process: regulation of mRNA stability; miRNA processing.
ACCAAUAAUGGUUUUAUGCCAAUAAUUAUUUUGAGUAAUAACCAAUAGUGUCCACUGCCUUUAAUCUACCUGACAUUUAUUUGAGUUUUGAAAUCAUGUAAAUACUGCCAUUGUACUCUCUCUGCCUAUUUCACUUUCAAAUAAAAAAGGAAAUCAAAGAGAUUUUUUCUUUCAAUUAACAAACAUGUCUUUGUACUGUCUUAGUUCUACAUAGUUCAAGUUCUUGCUCUGGAAGACCAAGAUAGAGUAUGAGAUUUGAGAUGAGACCGCUAUCAACACAAUUGAGAAUUCAUGGAAUGCGUGAUCCCCGUCCGGAAACGAGUGGAGUUGACCCCACAAGCUCCAGUGCAGAAAUGAACGAAAGUGCAUGGGAUGAUUCGCGCAUUGCAGCCCACCAGAGCUCAGGUGGUCCCCGGCCCCAGCACCAAGGGGGUCCGGUACCACCCCAGCGGGCUCGUGACGAUGCUGCAGUGGGCUAUUUCUACCAGCGACCAGACAACGAUAUGACACCAGAUGGAGGUGGACAAUCUGGGAGUAAACAGCGCUGGGCAGUUGGUGACGAUAUGGUUAUAGACCAGGUAAAGGUGCGAUCGGGUGAGGUGGGUAAGAUGAACACCAUGUUCCAGGCCCUCCACAUGGGGAAUGACGGUAGAGAGUUUGACGUAUCGGCGAAGAAGUUCUGGGACACGGAGGACGGUGGUAAAGGCGACGUCUUCCUAAAUCAGUGGCCAGGCCCAGGGAACCCAACAUGGGGUGUACCCCCAGCAGCAUCAGAUCAUGCAGUGUCUCAGCCCAUCAUGGUGCAACAACGACGUCUCUCACCAUCAACCUACCAGGGCCAGGAGAAUGCUGUGCUGUCUCCACGCUCGGAUACCGGUGGCCUAGGUCUAAGCAUGGCCGAGUACGUCCUAGCCACAUCACCACAGGGCAAGGCAGAUAUGGAGGGCAAACUUAAUCACCGCAUGAAAACAACUGGAUUUCCGGGACCGGGCCCAGGAGGCGAUGCUGACCCAUCAGUGGGUAAGAAUGGCACCAAGAAGAGCAAGACGCCCUCCCCAUUCGAAGGAGAAGGAGAAGAUAAGAAAGGAGUAGAGAAUAACAGUAUGCCCCACAAGGAGGAGGAGGCUGCAUACCUGCGCAACCCCGGCAGUCGCAACGCUUCCCCAACAGAGAAUGAGGAUCCACGCCUGCAGCAGGCACACCAGAAUCCCAACAUGGCGCCGGACCAGUCUCACCACCAUCAGCAGCCAGCGCAGCAACAGCAGCAGCAACCACACCAGCACAGGGCGAUGUAUCACCAGCAGCAACAACAGCAGCAGCAGCAACAGCAACAGCAACAGCAGCAACCUCAGGGUCGCAGCCAACAGGCAGCUGCACACCAUGGAUUGAGCCAACAAGAGGUGGCGUUCAUUGAACAGCAGCAGCAGCAGCAACAGCAGCAGCAGCAACAACAGCAGGUUCCAGGCCAGCUGCAAAUUGACACAGGACAAAUGGAGUCUGGCGGUAACAUGGGUGACCCAUUGCAGUUUGACUACGCUGGUCAACAGAUGGUACCCAGCAUGGAUAGCCCUAGCUAUGUAGACUACUCACAGGGACAGCCUGGUUCUGUACAGAUGUUUCAGCCUCGCCAAGCAGCACAGCAGGCCAUCACUGUGCAGCAGUUGACACCACAGCAACAGCAGCAGUAUGCACUAGCUGCUGCUGCACAACAGCAGCAACUUGGUUUAGCACCGACUGCGUUUGCACCCAACCCCUAUAUCAUCACUGGGGCACCCAACAGCCAGGAUCCAUACUUGGCUAUUGCAGGUGGUGCUACUGUAGUACAGCCCCAGUAUGCUUAUGGUGUAGCUCCAUGGAGUGUCUACCCAGUGGGUAUCAUACAGCAGCAGGGACAACAACAGCCUAACCAGCAGCAGCAACCUGGACAACAGCAACAGCAGCAGGUUCGAGGACAGAACGGUCGACCAAUGACCCCACAGCAGCAGCAACAACAACAACAACAACAGCAGCAGCAGCAACAACAGCAGCAGCAGCAGCAGCAGCAGCAGCAGCAGCAACAACAAGGGGACCAAGCUGCCAACCAGGCUGCUGGGAACCAAGCUGCCGCUUUGGCCCAAGCUCAAGCUCAGGCUUUGCAAGCUGGUUACCAAGUGAUUGCCCCGGCCUACUAUGACCAGACUGGUGCCCUAAUCAUCAACCCAAGGCCAGGGGGUGUUGGUGGACCAGUACGCCUCGUCUCUCCUGCAUCAGUUAUAGUCAGUGCUCCUCAGCAAGCACCCGUCAUGAAUGGUCUACCAGCCAACGGAUUCCGAAUGAUGGGUAACCAACAGCAGAAUCAACAGCAGGGACCUGCUGCCCUCUCCAUGUAUGGUAGUAACGCCAUGGCCUCUAAUGCUCCUCAGAACAGUGGUAGUCUAGGUACCUACACAGCGCCUAGCAGCUCAGUGUUUAGCAAUGGUAGCAUCGGAGCAGUAGGAUCAUCUGUGGGACCAAUUGGAACAAGUUUGGGUUCUUCAGGACCAGACUCCCCUACAGCUCGCCGUGACUCACUGACUGGUAGUGACUACAAACGCCAGGGUCUCUCUAUGAGCCAGUUCUAUGGAAGCUCUCCACAGCUUGGCCCUAUUGGGAUGCCCUCUGCAGGAGGUUCACUAACCCCUCCCCCAUCACAAAGUGGACUCGGUGGACUGGGACUUGAUAAUCUGUUGACCGCUCCAAGCUCUUCCUGGGAUCGUACAUUGCAGAAGAGGGACUGGGGAACCGGGAGAGCUGUCAACCCAGCUGCACCGUUUGGUUCAGAGGUGAAAUUCCGCAGUGGAGCUGCAACCACAUCCAGCGGCUGGUCCAACACUCUCUUCCCCCCACGUAGCCUCCGUAGCUCCGCCUACAUGGAGAAGAGCGCCCCAGGACGCAGCCGUCUGCUUGAGGACUUCCGCAACAACCGCUUUCCCAAUCUGCAGCUACGCGACCUCUCGGGUCACAUCGUUGAGUUCUCUCAGGACCAGCAUGGCUCUAGGUUCAUUCAGCAGAAACUAGAGAGGGCUACAUCCUCAGAGAGACAGAUGGUGUUCAGUGAGAUCUUAGGUUCAGCCUACAGUCUGAUGACAGACGUUUUUGGAAACUACGUCAUCCAGAAGUUCUUUGAGUUUGGCACAACAGAGCAGAAGCAGGCAUUGGCUCAGCGUAUUCGUGGUCAUGUCCUGCCAUUGGCACUCCAGAUGUAUGGAUGCAGAGUCAUCCAGAAAGCUCUGGAAUCCAUACCUCCUGAGCUUCAGCUGGAAGUUGUCCAAGAGCUAGACGGCCACGUCCUGAAGUGUGUCAAGGAUCAGAAUGGCAACCACGUAGUGCAGAAGUGUAUUGAGUGUGUGGAUCCAGUCGGGCUGCAGUUCAUCGUGGAGGCAUUCCGCUCCCAGGUGUACUCGUUGUCUACACACCCCUACGGCUGCCGUGUAAUCCAGCGUAUCCUAGAGCAUUGCACUGUGGACCAGACUAAACCAUUGCUGGAUGAGCUUCAUGAACACACUGAGCCACUAGUACAGGACCAGUAUGGAAACUAUGUCAUUCAGCACGUCUUGGAGCAUGGUCGACCAGAGGAUAAAAGCAAGAUUGUAGCUGAGCUAAGAGGCAAGGUCCUACUGCUGAGUCAGCAUAAAUUUGCAAGCAAUGUGGUAGAGAAGUGUGUGACGCAUUCCUCCCGACCAGAGAGGGCUCUACUCAUUGAUGAGGUCUGCUCCUACAACGAUGGAAACAACAGUGCCUUGUACACAAUGAUGAAAGACCAGUAUGCUAACUACGUGGUUCAGAAGAUGAUCGACGUCGCAGAGCCAAACCAACGCAAGAUACUGAUGCACAAGAUCCGUCCCCAUGUUGGAACACUGCGCAAGUUCACCUACGGCAAGCACAUCCUGGCCAAGCUGGAGAAGUUCUUCAUGAAGAGCAGCAAUGAUCUUGGCCCCAUUGGAGGACCUUCUAAUGGAAGUCUCUCCGUAUGAGUUGAUAGCCUUCUAGAGUGAGUUGAUCGCCUUCCUAUGGUCUAUCAAUCUGUCAUUUUGAAAAAGGGUGAGAACAGAUGUCAAGGAAGAUUUUGAUGUCAUCUCUUUUUCCAGGCUAUAAGUGGAUCUGAUGAUGCAGAGAAGAAAAACAAAAGUUUAAAAAAAUUAAUUGUUCAAAUCUUGAUGCAUGGAACUUAAAAUCUUUUUCCCAGUUAGAUUUAUUUUCGCCUUUAAAAUUAUGAACAGGUUGGAAAGAAGACCACCAUUUAGUUUGUAGCAGUUUUGUGGCAAAUAAAAAGAAAAAAAUGCUCAAGGAAACAAUAAAAAAAUGAUAACUUUGUUCAGAAAAAUAAUAAGAGUCAACAAUGAAUGGAAAUAAUUGACUAAGCCUCAAGCAAAAAAAACUUUAGUGAAUGUGAGAAAUUGAAGAGAAAAUAAAAAAAUGAUUACAAAUUCUGAAUUGGGAAAACAGUUUUAAGAUUAGUUUAAAAACAUAAAUGAGUUUCAACCAUUAUUUGUAUUAGUUCUUUUUAAGCCUUUUUAGUUACUGCUGUAAAAAAAAGUUUUACAUAAUUAUUUUGGGGAGAAUGGAGGAAUAUGGUAAAGGGAGUGAUUUUUGUUAAGGAGUUUGCUUGUUAUUGGUUAAUGGUGGUUAGUUGGUUAAGUGGUCAUAGUUUCUCUUUUUCCAAUUGUUUAUUUUUAUUUUCCUUUUUUAAAUUAACGUUUCAUUAAUUGGUUAUUAAGUAAAAUUGUAAAGUAAAAUUGGAAGAAGUACCGGCUUUUGUUUUUCCGGAAUUACCGUAGAUUUUGUGGAGUGUUAAAUAUUACAGGAAAACAAUGCUCAGAAAUUAUUAUUAUGCUUGCUUUAUAAAGGAAUUCUGUGUAGAAAAUGUAGACUAUUAGAAUAUGUAUAGUAUAUGCCGUGUUUUUGUAGAUAGUUUGAGAACACAGAGCUAUAUAUGAGGAGUUGAAUGAGAGGUGAAGAAAAAAAAAACAGUUGUAAGAAAAACUAGACAUUAUUUUUCUUGUUUUUUUUUU